CAUGAAUGYAGGAGGUACAAGUUUAUUGAUAUCAGAGGAUAUAACUGUACCAACUGUACUGCCGCGACCUAUAAUAAUGGWGUCGAUAACUGGCAUUUUCAUCUUGAUGUAACAUUUGACCAACMAUGCACCUUUAAGCCACCUAGUAAAUCCAAUGUUGACARCUUUGGCUAUUAUCWUACAGUUGAUGAUACGAAACCAAGUAACAAGUACGGGGUGUCAACAUGCACUGCAACCCCUGAAUCUACAACACAGUGGUGGUUAGGACAAGAGACUAACGACUAACAUGUCACGUAAGACACGUAAGACAGAAAGUACACCUCAAGAACCUCAGGUUAAAUUUCAUGUAUUUGGACACACAAGAAAAUAUAAGAAUACAUUGUUCCUACACAAUUACACAUUUGUAGUUUUGUCCAGUAAAGUAGGAAAAACACAGAAAAUUUACGUCUUGACCGAAAAGUUAUGACAACGAAACUUGGUAGGACUCAGCUCAGCAUCCAGUUGGUGUCUUAUUAAACUGCAAAAAAUCGAGACCUUUAUCUAUUCAAAGUUAACCUAAUCCAAAGACGUUUACUGCCAGAGUUACUCUUUUACUACUAAARAUUCACGAAAUAGCAAGAACACUCAAAAAAUCUUCAAUGUUGUAUUUGCACAUGGCGAGUUGUAGAUCAAAUCUCCCGCGCGUUCGGCGUUCAGCGAAGCGAUUCAAUAUUGAAUAUAAACAAUACUAAAUAUUUAACAGAACCGUUGACAUUAAGACCUCACCUUUGGUAGCUGGGACUAUAACAGCAUUGAAUUGGACAUGAUAUACAGCCCAAACUAUCAUUUGUGAACAGAAAUAUCUCCUAUCUUGUAUUCUCGGAUGAUCGUAAGCCGCCAUUUUUCUCCCACAAUGCAUUGUAGUGGUAAAACACAGGGAGUCCAAAACUAUGCAGAAACAUUCUUCAAAGUUGUGCGCUGUUUUCCGUUGAGGAAGAACAAUAAGACAAAACAAUACGAAAUAUGGAUAAAAAUGAAUAAACGCACCCCUGAAUAACUAUAAUUAUUAAGACUAUUGGCGAGAUAUUCAAAUAUAUGCUUGGAAAACUGGCAUAAUUUCAAUCAUGCCACCAGUCGACUAAAACAGCUCUGUUUGCCCGUAUUUGGAAGCUUGGUGGCUUGAAGCCAAAAUGAACUUCUUUUGACAUAUUGUACUACAUGAAGAACUUAAUAUUUUUCAUGUUUCUUCAGUUAAAGAAUUUUAAAAGGUCUGAAGAAGUUGAUCGCGUUGGGUUCCUUGCAAAACCGUGCGAUGCUAGCUGCAGCUUUUUUUGUUAACGUUUUUUGUGCAUUUCCAUMAAUAAUUAAUUGUGAAUUGAUGAAUUAUUAUAUGCAUUACGGGUGUUUUUGAGUUAGAAGAGUUUGACAGUUUCUGAACGAUAAUCACCUUUAAACUUCAACUUGAACAUCAAGUUCCAAAAAGCUAAAGGUUUCAACUUGAGUCGAUUGUCCAGAUUGCGUUUUUCAAAAUGCUCAAAGCAGCAUACACGAACAAGGCCAUGAACCUGGCAGAAGAUAUUGUCAGUCAACAACUUGCUGAGAAAUAUCAACGAAGCCUGAAAGCAGAAAUGAAUAAGAAAAAAAUUGGACCGCGAAUGAGAAAAGCUAUCCGAGAGCAAGCAUCCAUACUUAAUACAAAACCACAAUGGUGGAUAAACUUGAACAAGGGGUUGUUGGUUGAAUUCAUAAUCUUUCUAGUCUUGCAGGGUUUCAAUUUCUUCACGAAYUGYUGGGUUCUGGUGCCAGCUCUCACCGUUCUCAGCAGAAUGCGCUCUUACCAACAAGCACAGAAUGUCACUGUAUUGAAUUUUACAGCUCCAGGAAUAUGYGAAGAUUUAACGCUAUGGGACAAGGCUAAAAUUGACGAGGAAGUUACACAUUUUGAGGCUGUUGCAAUAGUCUACUGCCUCUUCAUGGCGUUAACUUCAAUACUUUUACUAACUCACACACUCUCUUGGCUUUAUACCCUGUAUUUGUCCAUGGAAAAGAAAGAAAUCGGCGAAAAGGGACGAAGUGUACUCAUCAAAAUGAAACUGGUGUUUCUUUUGGGWGCAAGCCUAUUGCAAGACAUCCCUCUCUCWACCCUAACMGCAGAAAUCUUCGCUGUCCAACAAGGAAAAGAGGGUAUUAUUUGCUGGCUGUGCAAAGUAGCUGGAGGCUGCGGUAACCAAAAGGAAUUGCAAAGUUAUCUCGACCAAAGCCAGAGUUUUCUUGUCCUCAACAUCGUCGCUAUUUCCGUGACUUCGUUAUGGAAAGGUAUUUCCAGUUUCUACCGAUGGAGCAGGAUACCSAACUUUGAGAUGUUUUUCAUUCGCGCUUGCACGUCCCUUUUCGUGGGGUUCUUAUUCAUCAUAGUGAUUCUUACCCCUGCGAUGUUGGUUUUGACCUAUCGAUAUUAUGAACCUAACGGAACAGGAGGUCUGAUAAAGGACCUUAUUGAUAGGAUUGUUAUCAUAGGGAUCAUAUUUUGGGUCAUGGUUUUGACCGUCAUGUUUUGUUGCCCACUUUUGAACAUGAUYAGGGUAGGCAAUAAAUAAGGCUCUGCCACCACUCUAGUCUAAAAAAGUCUUCAAAGUAGAGGAAUUUACAUCCUUUUAAGACUUUCUGCUAACAAAUUGAAUAACUUAAACUAGAAAGGUAAAAUUGUCACUUAAAGGCCCAGUUUGCACCAUUAUGCUUUGCGAGCCUUUGUUAUUGUUAUG
Exaiptasia diaphana is the source of this 2741-nucleotide messenger RNA. RefSeq lists its product as uncharacterized. Lineage: Eukaryota; Metazoa; Cnidaria; Anthozoa; Actiniaria; Aiptasiidae. The record is from RefSeq and is a predicted model, not a curated record. The transcript has a single exon. The coding region runs from base 1509 to 2576 and encodes 355 amino acids.